CAGCACCUCGCGUGUGGGUGAAGCUGUGUAGUUUUCCAUCGCUGCCUCCAUACCUGAGCCGGUGGGACUUUGCUGUCACUGCAAGUCACAGAACAGCAGGAUCUUUAUUUCUGAAGAGCCAGUAUUAUAAGAACAGUGCCUGAAGCAGGUCCACCAUGCCGUUAGUAACGAGGAACAUUGAGCCAAGGCACCUGUGCCGUCAGACGUUGCCUAGCGUUCGAAGCGAGCUGGAAUGCAUGACCAACAUCACCCUGGCAAAUGUCAUUCGACAGCUGGGCAGCCUGAGUAAAUUUGCAGAAGACAUAUUUGGAGAGUUGUUUACUCAAGCCAACACUUUUGCCUCCCGGGUGAGCGUUCUUGUCGAGAGAGUUGACCGCUUGCAAGUCAAAGUCACUCAGCUGGAUCCCAAAGAGGAGGAAGUCUCCCUGCAGGGCAUUAACACCAGGAAGGCCUUCAAAAGCUCCACUACUCAGGACCAGAAGCUCUUCGACAGAGAUUCUCUGCCGGUGCCUGUCCUCGAAACCUAUGGGACCUGCAAUACUCCUCCACCUCUCAACAUUCUUUCCCCUUAUAGGGACGAUGGCAAGGAGGCACUUAAAUUCUACACGGAUCCUUCCUAUUUCUUUGACCUUUGGAAAGAGAAAAUGCUUCAGGACACCAAGGAUAUUAUGAAAGAGAAGCGGAAGCACAGGAAAGAGAAAAAGGAGAAUCCGAACCGAGGAAACGUGAACCCACGGAAAAUCAAAACCCGAAAAGAAGAGUGGGAGAAACUGAAAAUGGGGCAAGAAUUUGUUGAGAUAAAGGACAAACACGGUCCUGCUGGGUACCCCUCUAACAUGGUGUAUCAGAACGGCAGCAUUGGCUCCAAUGAAAGCAUGGAGGUGAACUGCUACCCGCCGCCGCCGCAGACUGACUCUAUUGUGCCUCCACCUCCUUCGUUCCCAGAUGACAGCCUGCCUCCACCCCCGGUGGAAUUUAGCUAUCCUGUAGACAACCAAAGAGGUUCUGGUUCUGGAGGGACCAAAAGAUCCAGCCUGGUCAGCCCGAGCCACCCACCGCCAGCUCCUCCCAUCGGAUCCCCCGCGGGGGCCAGGCCGGGCUUUGCUCCCCCUCCAGCACCGCCUCCACCACCACCAAUGAUGGGCAGCACCCCUCCUCCACCACCCCCAUCCCCAGGCACCCCGCCGCCGCCCUCUCCCCCCUCUUUCCCACCUCACCCCGACUUUGCUGCCCCGCCUCCACCGCCGCCCCCUCCGGCGGCCGAAUACAGCAGCGUGCAGCCCCCUGCUCUGCCCCAGCCGGGCGGUGGGAGCGCACCGCCCCCCCCACCCCCCCCACCGCCUCCUGGCCCCCCGCCUCUGUCUUCCAGUGGCCUCGAUGGGCCCCCGGCGCCGCCUCCACCCUCAGACACCUCCGCCUCCAAGCCCAAGUCAUCCCUGCCCGCUGUUAGCGAUGCCAGGAGCGAUUUGCUUUCGGCGAUUCGUCAAGGCUUCCAGCUCCGCAAGGUGGAAGAGCAGCGGGAGCAGGAGAAGAGGGACGUUGUGGGCAACGACGUGGCGACCAUCCUGUCGCGCCGCAUCGCCGUGGAGUACAGCGACUCUGAGGAUGACUCUUCAGAGUUCGAUGAGGACGAGUGGUCGGAUUAACCACGGCCCCGUCCCCUCGGUUCCCUUCCCUCCUGGGUUAACAGCUUCUUAAAGAACCAGGUGGCCAAACCUUCCACCGUUUCCUUUUCAUCCCGUAACCAAAGAUGUGCCAAGGGUUUUCAGACAACCACCAGCAUAUCUCCCCUCUCCCUCCCCCCCGGGCUUUGGCAGGACUUUGUGCUCUGCCUUUCCAAUAGGUCUCCUCGCAGGCAGUGAGGAUGGAGGCGUUGGGAUUUGGCUGGAGGCAGUGCAACGGUUGCUUAUUUAAGAGAACUAAACCUCCAGAUCCUCGAUGCCACCAGGCAGAGCACACAAAACCCCUCCGUCCUGAGGGAUUUUUAAAGCAAAGAUGGAUGAUCCUGUUGUGGCCGCGCGGCCUUUCAGAUGAAGGACGUUUUCAGCUAGUUUCCUCAUUGCAACAGCAGGCAGUUGAUCUAGUGGCUCUUCCUUUCCAGUGAAUACUGGUAGUGCUGCAAGAAGACGGGCUUUAAAUGUCUGUUUUCUGCUGCAUCCCACUGUCACAUAAUCAGUUUUCGGCACUAGUGCACAAUUCCUUCCCCUCUGACCCUCCUCAGUAUUUCCAGACUUACCCCUGCAGGGGGGCACUGCUGGCUGUAGGGCUGCAGCGUGCAUCGGGUGCAAUGAGAGGAGGGGUGUGUGUUCCUUUUUAAAGCUGCCUUUACCUUCCUCAGCAACCUCCAGGACUGCUUUGCCACAAGGGAGCCUUGCACAAAGGGAUGCAGGGCUGCAGCAGGACGGCUGCUUGGCUUCCUGCUGCAGGGAGAGCAGAGCUGACGGCUCCGCUUCGUGCCGAAAGAAACAAAGCAAAACCCAGAAGUGCCUACAGCAGGGAAGCAGCGGGGAGGGCUGCUCUGAGCACCAGGCCCUGUUUGACCAGUUGGUAUCGCUGCUUCUCUCCUGCAGCGAGCACGCUUUUGCAGAGAGCAUUGCUGCAGGAAUUGCUGGUGUUACUUUGGCUUCCUCCUCCCUUUCACUUCAGGAUUAGGGGGGUCCUGUGCCUCAAACCGCCUCGUGUGUGUGAGCUGAGUUGCCCGUUGGUUCCAUCACACCUCACCCGUGUUGUUCCCCGUGUUUUGUUCCUGUAGUUGAUUAGUUAAUUUUUAAGAACAUUUCUUCUCCCAGCUCACCCUGCGGAUUCCUAGGCUGCUCACUACAGGCAGGGGAAGAAAAUGGAGAACUUGAACUAGCUGACCUAGGUGUUACUGCUGUUUUAUAUUACAUAGAAUAUAUGCAUAUCUUGGAAAUCUAUAAGCAAAUCUCCCAGUGCUGCAGAUGUGCUUGUUGUAUUUUAAUUUGAGCACAAGUGUCUCAGAAAGCGAUUCCAAAGCCUUGUGGCUCAGGCUGCUGUGGGCUGGGACCAUUAAGACCAAAUCUCCAACCUGUUUGCCUUUCUAAUUGUCAAGUAUUCUGCCAGCCUGUGCCUGUUGUUCCCUCUCCAGCUCGCCUUGUUUCGUGGUGUUGCUGAUAGCUGGGGCGCCAGGCCCAGCCGGAGGCUGCUGGGUUGCUGAAAACCUUUCUUAGGGGUUUGAUUGAUGAUUUCAGUUUGUGCCAUCGAGUUCUUACUGAUUUCUCGCGUGUGUUGGUGCAUUUUUAAUGUGUGCCAGAGCAGAUGAGGGCGUGGAGGAGGGGCUGUGCUGCGCUGUGGGUCAGGCUGAGAUCCGGCUCAGCCCUGAGCACAAUCAGGCCAGGCUCUCCACCAUUACAUUUCUGUGCAGAGCAGGAUGCAGGGGACAGAGCGAGGCAUCCCAGCAGGCUGGGAACAUCUGAGCGGCGCUCAUUGCAGGUUCUGGAAGAGGGAAGGAAACCCCUCGAGUGCCAGCGAGCCGUCGUGCAGCGGAGGGACUUGGAAAUGCAAAGUGAUCAGUGCUGCACGCUGGGUGAGGGGGGCUGGAGGAGAAUCGCUGCCUCUUGUUUUUCUGCUCCUUCUGUAAGCAUCCUCCUCUGGCUUCUCUUGGAGACAGGUUCCUGGGGGAAACAGACCUCUGAGCUAAGCCAGGCUGACAGCAUUAUCACACAGGGAAGCGUGGAGCUCACAAAUGCCAAACCUGGGUUAAUUUUAAAUUGCCUUAAGUAGAUUUGGCCCCCUGUUGGGAAAGGGGAGCGAGUUAUUGGUGUCGUGUGAAAUGCAGAGAAAUGCCACGCUCCUCGCAGCCCGGCGUGUGGGGCAGGGCUGUGCCUCGGGGCGCUGGGGAGCGGUCAGCCCACGCCUGUGGCACAGGGAUGCUGUGCGGGUGGAGCACGGGGCUGCAAUGCCUCCCCUGCUCUGGAGCCCUGCUGGCAGCAGGAGGGGUGCAGCUCUGGCUGUGCAAGCCUGCUUUUACCCACGGCCGCUUUCAGAUCCGGGGUGAGAGGCAGAACUGCAGGGAGGCAGAACUGCAGGAUCCCGAGCGCAGGGAUUGCAGAUCAACAAAGCAACGGGUGCGAGGUGCCCGUCUGUGAGCAGAGCUGCAGAACUGCAGAGCGCCGGGCCGCUGAGCGAGCCUCGUAUUUCUGAACCCAGCAGGGGAGGAGGAGAGGUGCCAAAAACAACCAUUGCGAAGCAGAGCAGCUGUGCGGUGCUGCAGGCCCCGCGCUUUCCUCCUGCCAUCUUUGCUUCUUUGCAAAGGUCUCAUCUUUGCAUCCGGAGCCGAGAGCCUCGAGCGUUCUGCACGGCCAGAAGCAGAGCUGGCCGCCGCGGGCCUCCCCUCUCUGCCCGCCCCCAUGGGGGUCUGCACGGAGCUGGGGCCGCCGCUGCCCCCCUCCCCUGCUCAGACGUUUCUCCCGCUGCCUUUGCCCGCAGUGCUCGGCUGCUGCUGCUGGCAGCCGCUCCCCCAGCGCCCCUCCUUGGCGCACAGGGCUGGCUGUGUCCCCGCUGCCUGGCCUCAGCCUGGAGCCUCGUCUGCAGCCGGUGACCUUCACCGCUUUUUGCUCUCCUUAUCGGAGCCGAGCGCCGGCCCGCGUGGAGGGAAGGGGAAGGGGGCUGUGCGAGGUGCCAUGCGGAGCCGCACGGUGUCGUUUCAGGGAAGGGCCGCUUCUGUCCGUGAGCUCAGGCGCGGCGCUGUGCUCUUGGAGCCCCUCGCAGGCAGGUGCUGCUGCCCCAGCUCAGCUCUCCGUGCUGCUGCGUUUCGGGGCUGCUGAUUCCCCUCCUGUUUGAUUUCUUUAAACAAAGCCUUGAAGUGGGGAAGCGGAUUCGCUGGGUUUUAUUACCGUAUUAACAUUCAUUUAAAUCCAUUUCAGAAACUAACUCCUUUCUCUUCCUACUUAGAAUGUCUUAGGCGAGCUGUAACCCUUCCAAAGUGCCUUAUUUUUCCUAUAUGACAUAAAUAUAUUUAUAAGAA
Molecule: messenger RNA, 4984 nt
Organism: Lagopus leucura (white-tailed ptarmigan)
Lineage: Eukaryota; Metazoa; Chordata; Aves; Galliformes; Phasianidae
Gene: WASF2
Product: WASP family member 2
Exons: 9
Coding region: 156-1646 (496 amino acids)
Biological process (GO): actin cytoskeleton organization; positive regulation of Arp2/3 complex-mediated actin nucleation
Cellular component (GO): cytoskeleton
Molecular function (GO): Arp2/3 complex binding; protein kinase A regulatory subunit binding; actin binding
Source: RefSeq, a predicted model, not a curated record